CCUGACUCACUCUCCGCUCCGUCUCACGCAUCCCCGGCGGCAAAGAAGCCUCUCGCUUCGCCAGCUUCGUCUCCCUCAAUCUGAUACGUGUUUAAUUCUUCAACUUCUAAGUUUUUAUUAAAAUUAGCUAACUGUUGGGUUUUGGGUUUUUAUUGGAUUAACUUUAUAUUGGGUAGUAAUGGAUUGCACCAUGGAGGCCCAUAGGAUUUAUGAAACAAUAAUAGAUGGGAAUUUAUCUCUCUAUUCCUCCUUUCCUUUACCUCUUCUGUGUAAAUCUGUAGUGUGAUUUUGGCACGUAUCACAAUCCUUCUCUUGCCUUCUGAAAUACCAGGAAAUUGAAUAAGAUGCCUCAUAGAACACGUCCUAUGACAGCUCUGUUAGUGUUCACUGGCCUCAAUGCUGUGCUGGUCUCCACCAUUACUCCUGUCUAUGAUUUUGUUUGCUUCCUUCCUUUCUGGGAGAGACGGCGAGAACGGCGUCGUCUAGAACGGGAAACUUCAUCAAAUAAAUUUCAAUCGUCCUGAAGUAUAUUUGAGAUUAUUCUCCCUUUGAAACUAGAUUUGUACUAGUGGAUGGUUGCCGUUGUAAGUUUUGCCGCCACCGACUGCCAUCAAUCAAGUCGGAGUAAUUAAAAAAUGGUCACUAUGUCCCUCUCAACAUCCUAAUAACAUGCACAAGAUUAAAUUUUGAAAA
Molecule: messenger RNA, 693 nt
Organism: Gossypium arboreum
Lineage: Eukaryota; Viridiplantae; Streptophyta; Magnoliopsida; Malvales; Malvaceae
Exons: 3
Coding region: 345-524 (59 amino acids)
Source: RefSeq, a predicted model, not a curated record